GUUGUAAUCCACGCAGGCUACGGCCACUCGGACGCCGACGUUCUUCACCAGUCGCUGCUGGAAGCCAACAUCGCUACUGAGGUGUGCCUCACGGCUCUAGACACACUCUCUCUGUUUACACUGGCAUUUAAGAACCAGCUCCUGGCUGACCAUGGACAUAACCCUCUCAUGAAAAAAGUUUUUGACGUCUACCUGUGUUUUCUUCAAAAACAUCAGUCUGAAACAGCUUUAAAAAAUGUCUUCACUGCCUUAAGGUCAUUCAUUUAUAAGUUCCCCUCGACAUUCUACGAAGGGAGGGCUGACAUGUGUGCAGCUCUGUGCUACGAGAUCCUCAAGGGCUGCAACUCGAAGCUGAGCUCCAUCAGGACUGAGGCCUCCCAGCUGCUGUACUUCCUCAUGAGGAACAACUUCGACUACACUGGAAAGAAGUCCUUCGUCCGCACACAUUUGCAGGUCAUUAUUUCCGUCAGCCAGCUGAUAGCAGAUGUUGUUGGGAUCGGGGGAACCAGAUUCCAGCAGUCCCUGUCCAUCAUCAACAACUGUGCCAACAGUGACAGGCUCAUCAAGCACACUACCUUUUCCUCGGACGUGAAGGACUUGACCAAAAGGAUACGCACAGUUCUGAUGGCCACCGCCCAGAUGAAGGAGCAUGAGAAUGACCCGGAGAUGCUGGUGGACCUCCAGUACAGUCUGGCCAAGUCCUACGCCAGCACUCCCGAGCUCAGGAAGACAUGGCUGGACAGCAUGGCCAGGAUCCAUGUCAAGAAUGGGGAUCUGUCUGAGGCAGCGAUGUGUUAUGUCCAUGUCACAGCCCUGGUGGCAGAAUAUCUCACACGGAAAGAAGCAGACAUAGCCCUCCGUCCGGAGCUGCCCCUCUUCCCCUCCAGCCACAGCACCUGCCAGAGGAGGCGCCGGGGAGGCAUGUUUAGACAAGGAUGCACAGCAUUCAGGGUGAUUACCCCAAACAUAGACGAGGAGGCCUCCAUGAUGGAAGACGUCGGAAUGCAGGAUGUCCAUUUCAACGAGGUGAGCGCCUCGGCUGGCGGGGGUCUUCAGUCCUCCAUUCAGGCUGCUGUAACAAACACCAGAGACUGGACAGCUUAUAAACAACAGAAAUUUCUCAUAGUUGCAGCAGUUGGGAAGUCCGGGAUAAAGCGCCGGCAGAUUCUGUGCCUGCACCAGUCUCCCAUUUUGUUAAUUCAUUUAAAGGUCAACCCUAAGGAUCUGGAUUCCAAGUAUGCAUACAUCCAGGUGACUCAUGUGGUUCCAUUCUUUGAUGAGAAAGAAUUGCAAGAAAGGAAGACGGAGUUUGAGAGGUCCCAUAACAUUCGCCGCUUCAUGUUCGAGAUGCCCUUCACUCAGACUGGGAAGAGGCAGGGCGGCGUUGAGGAGCAGUGCAAACGGCGCACCAUACUGACAGCAAUACACUGCUUCCCUUAUGUGAAGAAGCGGAUCCCCGUCAUGUACCAGCACCACACUGACCUCAACCCCAUCGAAGUGGCCAUUGACGAGAUGAGCAAGAAGGUGGCCGAGCUCCGGCAGCUGUGCUCAUCAGCUGAAGUGGACAUGAUCAAACUGCAGCUCAAACUGCAAGGCAGCGUGAGUGUUCAGGUCAACGCAGGCCCACUAGCAUAUGCCCGAGCUUUCUUAGAUGACACAAACACAAAAAGAUACCCUGACAACAAAGUGAAGUUGCUUAAAGAAGUUUUCAGGCAAUUUGUGGAGGCUUGUGGUCAAGCCUUAGCGGUAAAUGAGCGGCUGAUCAAAGAGGACCAGUUAGAGUACCAGGAAGAAAUGAAGGCCAACUACAGGGAGAUGGCGAAAGAACUGUCUGAAAUCAUGCAUGAGCAGAUUUGCCCGCUGGAGGAGAAGACGAGCGUUUUACCGAAUUCCAUUCACAUCUUCAAUGCCAUCAGUGGGACUCCAACAAGCACCAUGGUUCACGGGAUGACCAGCUCGUCCUCAGUUGUGUGAUUUUGCCUCAUGGGCCGCCUGUGGGGACUUGUCAUUUGCAAACUCAGGAUGAUUUCCAAAGCUAAUCACUGGGCUCGUUGAAGACAUGGGGAAGACCGAGCACAAGGAGAAGUGAAGGAGAAUGGGAGAAAAAGGAAAUAAAGAAAUGUGCUAUUUCGUAGCAGAUUUUCUAGAGGAGUCAUAAGAGGGUACACAUAUUUUUUUAAAUCUUGCUGGCAAUAUUCAAAGUUUUCAUUCUGUCUUAACAGAGGUGUGUAGUGGACUCUCUUAAGCCGGAGUGAAAUUUUAUUCUUCCUUACAGAGUAGCAGUAAAGUAAAUGGCCUAGAGAAAACAAGUGUUCUGGAAUGUACAUAGCAGGGACAGUAGCACUGAAAUUGAGGCUGGAGUAAUCUCCGCCUCUAGGCUAAGCUGGAAAAUCUUGAAAAUAUUUUUUUCCUGUGGCACAUUCAGGUUGAAUACAAGAACUAUUUUUGUGACUAGUUUUUGAUGACCUAAGGGAACUGACCAUUGUAACUUUUGUACCAGUGAGCCAGGAGGUUUAGUGCUUUUAUACUCAUGUACUUGCAUUUAAAAAAAUAUGAAAGCUUAAGAAACUAUGUGAGCUUAAAACUAGUCAGGCAGUUUAGAACCAAAGGCCUCUAUUAACAAACAAAACUAUGCUAAAAAUUUAAAAGUAGUACAGUAUAUUGUUAUGUACAUAGAGUUUGUUAAUACAGUCUCCGCAUUCUGUACAUACGUGUAUUACAUUUCUACAUUUUUUAAUACUCCUCACAUCAGCUUCUGCAUUAAGUUCAGUUGUGACAAACUUGUGCCGCUCUUAGUAAUACAAUACACUUGACCUUCCUGUCUUAUCCUUGUACAUAAAAAAGUGCAAUAUGGAGAUGUACACAGUCUUUGCUAUGUUAGGUUUGUAAACUGUUUUAAAAAUUUCAUCCUUUUGCCAAAGUGGUGGAGUGUGUAAUUGGUAAAUCAUAAAUCCUGUGGUGAAUAGUGGUGUAAUUUAAAGCUUUCACCAUGUUAUAUUUUCUUUUGAGACAUUAAUUUAGUAAUUUUAUAUUUGGAAAAAAUAAAGGUUUUUAAUUUUAUUUAACUAGAAUCUCUGCCCUGCUGUAAUUAAACAUUCUGUACCCCAUCUGUAUUAAAAAUAACAUUGCUCAUUUUCUGGUAGUGAA
Messenger RNA from Leptonychotes weddellii (Weddell seal), 3147 nucleotides. NCBI's taxonomy places the organism in Eukaryota, Metazoa, Chordata, Mammalia, Carnivora, Phocidae. The record is from RefSeq and is a predicted model, not a curated record.